GGUUAUUCCACCUGUCAAUCACCUUACUAAGCUAGGGAGUCUCUGGCAAAAUGACUUCGUAUUUUGAGGAGCAUAACUGCGAGCCGACGAAUCCUGAGGAGCAGUAUCGACAGAACGCGUUGUUAGAGCUGGCGAGGUCUCUUUUAGCGGGGAUGGAUCUAGACCUUGGACAAGUAGACUUUUCUGACUGGGAUCACAGAUUACCACCUGCAGCUAAAAAAGAGAUUGUACAGAAUCUUCCUUCUGUUCCUGUGACACCAGCACAGGCAGACAGGGGCCUCAAAUGUCCAGUUUGCUUAUUAGAAUUUGAGGAAGAAGAGGUUGUGAAGAAAAUGCCCUGUGAACAUUUCUUCCAUUCUGGUUGCAUUGUGCCCUGGUUGGGAAAGACUAAUUCAUGCCCUUUGUGCAGACUUGAAUUACCCACUGAUAAUGAAGAGUACGAAGAGUACAAGCAAGAGAAGGAGAGAAGAAAACAGAAGGAGCAGCGCUUGGAAUAUUUGCAUGAUGCUAUGUACACGUGACCACCAGCAGGUGGCCUUUCUGGAAACAUGCCCAUCUUUGCUGUGCAUUUGACUGGCUUCCAAUUUAUGUGGGUUGUACAGUGACCCCCUAGGCUCCUUGAGCAUAUACCAACUGGCACCAUUCUUUUUCUUCCCUCUUUUUAAAACAAAUGCAGAAUAAGAAUCAAUGGCAGCUUCAUGCAGCAUGCAUUAGAAAGUCCUAGAGUUGCACUUUACCUCCUUUUGCUCGUGUAGGGAUACAACUACCAUACUUAUUGUGACUGUUUGUUCCAGUGGUGCUGUUGCUUUAUAAACUUAACUCCUUUGUUUUAAAUAUUUAAAAUUAUUAAUUAAAAAUACUUUCUAAGAAACAUCACUUUGUAUGACAUUCCCCUUUUAUAUAUGCAUUUCUUUUUAUACAAAAAAGGUCUAAGUCAUUGAGGCAAUGCACUUUUGUGCCUGUGGGAUACAGCUUGAGUUAUUUCUUCCAUUGCCCUGGCAUCAUUGUUUCUUGCUCCCUGUUAGCUACAUGGUCCAGGCCAUAGUUUUCCACUGGGAUGCCAGCUCCCAGAUCCGUUGGUGAGGUGUAAGGUAAUAUGGGUCCUAAUGCACAAGUGGCCUGCCAUGCUGACAGAACACCUUUGCCCCCAGGCUCACCGUGGUCAAAGCUGCCAUUUAAAUUGCAUUCAAAAUCACUUUGGACCUGUUUAAAUAAUGUUUCUUUUAACAAAAUCAAAAUUAAUUGUAAAAGUUAAAAGACCAAGAACACGCAAUACUUGAAACAAUUGAAAUAUUAAUUUAGUUGAAUCAAAUAAAUAUCUUUGCUUUACUUUUCGUAGUUCUUCCAUUUGUGUCUGAGUUGAACAAAUGGAGAUGUUUGCAUUCCAUGAGGCACCUGCCAAGAGUACACAGGUACUCCACAGCUAGUGCUUUGAACAACGUGCUGUUGCUACACCCUCUGCUCAGGAAGAGCCUAGUUUAAGGUAAAUCUUGAAACAAGACAGGCCCAAAUGUUGUGCAGGGAAGCCAUGUAAUCAUUUUUCGCCCAAUCAGUUACUGAUUAUUUGAUGCACAUUUCCCCUUCCUAUUUUCUAGGGAAUGAUUCAUCCUUGGGUAUGUUUCUGCUAGUCUCUUGUGGAUAUUUGGGAGAGAAUAUAUAGUGUGCAAUUAUCAGCAAUUUAGUUGACAUGACAUCAACAGCUGACAUUUAUAUAGGGCUAUUAAUAUGGGUGCACAUCUUGAGGCAAAUCACAAGAGCAUAAGUAAGGGAAACUUUUAAAUGCUUACUCGAUAAACAGUGAUACAACCCUAAAAGUAAAAUUGCUAAAUAAAUUUCACCUUUUAAACUCAAA
Messenger RNA from Pristis pectinata (smalltooth sawfish), 1852 nucleotides. It is a transcript of the gene rnf181, whose product is annotated as ring finger protein 181. The record is from RefSeq and is a predicted model, not a curated record. The transcript has 5 exons. Gene Ontology annotation, biological process: protein ubiquitination. The coding region runs from base 51 to 521 and encodes 156 amino acids. Lineage: Eukaryota; Metazoa; Chordata; Chondrichthyes; Rhinopristiformes; Pristidae. Gene Ontology annotation, cellular component: cytoplasm. Gene Ontology annotation, molecular function: ubiquitin protein ligase activity.